Vigna umbellata (rice bean) is the source of this 2391-nucleotide messenger RNA. NCBI's taxonomy places the organism in Eukaryota, Viridiplantae, Streptophyta, Magnoliopsida, Fabales, Fabaceae. The record is from RefSeq and is a predicted model, not a curated record.
AAAGACUCAAAGAAAUGAUUUGACGUUGAUGAAUGAUAUUGUAAUGGUGUUGGUGUUGAUGAUGAUGAUGAUGGAUGAGUUUACUUACUAUAAAAAAAAUCCUUCCUUUAAUUUAACUAUAACUUACCGAAACCAAAAGCAAAGCCGCAUGCAUGGCCCAGUUCCAACCCAACCAAGUCGAAAGUAACACAUUUUUCAUACUCAGAAGUACAUCCCAUUCCCAUGGCUCUUUUCCGAAGGUUCUUUUACCGGAAACCACCCGAUCACCUCCUCGAGAUCUCCGACAGACUCUAUGUUUUUGAUUGUUGCUUCUCCAAGAAUGUGUUGGAGGAAGAGGAGUACAAGGUUUAUGUUGGGGGGGUCGUGGCUCAGCUACAGGAUCACUAUCCGGAUGCUUCUUUCAUGGUGUUCAAUUUCAGAGAAGGGGAUAGGCGCAGUCGAAUUUCAGACAUAAUGUCUCAGUACGAGAUGACAGUUAUGGAGUACCCUCGGCAAUAUGAGGGUUGUCCCCUUUUGCCUCUGGAGAUGAUUCACCACUUCCUUCGGUCAAGUGAGAGCUGGUUGUCCUUGGAGAGCCAACAAAACGUGCUUUUAAUGCACUGUGAAAGGGGUGGUUGGCCUGUACUUGCGUUUAUGCUAGCUGGUCUUCUGUUGUACAGGAAACAGUACAACGGGGAACACAAAACUCUUGAAAUGGUGUACAAGCAAGCACCCAAAGAACUUCUCCACCUUCUAUCCCCUUUGAAUCCACAACCUUCUCAUUUGAGAUAUCUUCAGUACAUUUCCAGGAGGCAUUUGGGUUCUCGAUGGCCUCCAUCAGAAACACCCUUAUAUUUAGAUUGCAUUAUUCUCAGGGUCCUUCCUCUGUUUGACAGAGGAAAAGGAUGCAGACCGGUUGUGCGUGUCUAUGGUCCAGACCCUUCAAAACCUUCCAACCGAAGUUCUAAGCUUCUUUCCUCCACUUCAAUGGGCCAAAAUCAUGUUCGCCACUACUUGCAGGCAGAAUGUAUGCUCGUGAAAAUUGACAUCCGUUGUCAUGUUCAAGGGGAUGUGGUUCUUGAGUGCAUACAUUUAAGUGAUGAUUUUGUUCGUGAAGAGGUGAUGUUCAGAGUCAUGUUUCACACUGCGUUUGUACGGUCAAAUAUAUUGACGCUGAGCCGCGAUGAAAUUGAUAUUCAGUGGGAUGCAAAGGAUCAGUUCCCCAAGGACUUCAAAUUUGAGGUGCUUUUUUUGGACGCUGAUGCUGUUAUGCCUAAUCUAAACACAGUCGAUGCGAGUGACACAGAAUGUGCUUCACCUGAGGCUGAGGAAUUCUAUGAAGCUGAAGAGAUCUUCAGCAGUGUAAUUGAUGUACUGGAAGGUAAGGGAGAUUACGAUUUUCCAAUGGUUCAUGACAGUGGAGUGGAUGAUGGAAGUCAUAAAGAGAUCUGGAAAGAGUAUUCAGAUCCUCAUACUUUUCUGGAUUCCGUGUUAGAUGAUGGGAUUAACCAACAGGUUGAUGAUGGGAGGUACAAGCUUGACAAGGGGGUGGUUUUAGAUACUCAUGCUGUCAAAGAUAUUGGAGUGGAUUAUGGAGUAACUUUUAUGACAAUGGAAGUCACUCUGAAUGCUCUUGAUAAAUUAGCAGUUAAGCAAAACAAAUAUGGCGAAGAUAACAACAAAAUGGAACAAGACUUAGAAUCAGAACUAGGGCUGCAGGUGCUUGAUAUUUCCAGACCAAAAUCUGAUAAAUUACUUAUUUCUUCUGAAAAGAAACAACUUCCUUCAAACUCAAAGCCCAUGCAAGAACCGCAUGGUUUUCAGGCAAAUUAUGCAAAACCCAAUGUAACAACUAGAUCGGUUCCUUCUAGUAAGGGUUCUCUUCAAGAUUCCAUUAAUUUCUCACAUCCACCUUCAAGGAACAAUAGUUCACCACUAACAUUGUCAUAUGUUACCUCUGAAAACAAGGAAAUCAUUGAUGCAAAAGGAAACUCUACUUCUAGUUCUCAUGUCUCUGAAGUAAUUGCUUUUAUGGACACGAUAAACGACCUGAAAAGCUGUGAUGGUGAUAACUCAAUUUCUUCAGACGCUGUACCUGAAAUAGGCUCAAACUGUCCAGUCAAAGAGACAUCUCUUCAGUUAGCUAAUCAAGCACCACAACAGAGCUAUGAUCAAAUGUUACAACUUCAUCCACCUCCACCUCCUCCUCCACCUCCAAUUUUUGGACAAAAUACCCAUUGGAAAUCUGUUGGACCUCCUUCUCCUCCCAUUGCAAAUGGUGUAAUUCCAUCAAAAGUUUCACUAGCACCACCACCACCACCUCCUCCUCCCCCUCCUUUGCAGUCUACAAAUGAACCUUCGCUUCCUUCUACCUCAAUCUCUCCAACAACGUUUAAAGCUCCACCUCCUGCA